Molecule: messenger RNA, 3403 nt
Organism: Gadus chalcogrammus (walleye pollock)
Lineage: Eukaryota; Metazoa; Chordata; Actinopteri; Gadiformes; Gadidae
Product: nectin-2-like
Exons: 10
Coding region: 412-1899 (495 amino acids)
Source: RefSeq, a predicted model, not a curated record
CGCCUGCUAUCUGAUGACAUCACACCGUCACCGUCACUCACCCGCUCGGACAGCAGCACAGAGAGCUAGCUCGCGUCGGACUAGGAACUAGUUGGUGGGAGCGCGCACGGACGGUUUCCCACAACAUUCACCCUUCGUGCAGGAGCCACUUUGAAAGCGCUGGAUCUCACCUGCUUGAUUUCAAUUCAAAACAGACUCGAUACCAGAAGGCAGAAACAACUAAAGGACGCUCGCAGCGGAGAAUCUCCGUCGGACCUCUGAGGUGUCCUGUACUCCCAAGUUGUGCCGAGGGGAAAAGUCUGGACUCGCAUACUCCAGCGUCGGUCCUCUGUUCAGGGGUUUCGCUACAUUAUUCGUGUUCCGACACAUUGACUGCCUGCUCUUUUGUUUUUUGAAAGGGACUUUAUCGCCAUGUCGAGACAUUACGCUGGAGAUUGCCAUGGCUCCUCCAGAAACACAGGACUCGUCAUCUUGGCCACGUUUUUAUUUAUUCACGGCGGGCUGGGCCAGCGGGUGAAGGUGGAGACGGAGGUCCUGUCCUACCCAGGCCAGACGGUGAACCUGCGCUGUUCCUUCAAUGACCCCUCCGGCAUCCAGCUAACUCAGGUGACUUGGAUCUACGAGCCUGUUGAGGGCGAGAGGGUCAACAUCGCCGUCUACCACCCCAACUUCGGCGCCCACUUCCCGGAGACGCCGCAGAAGGGGCGGGUCACCUUCGUCACCAACCCCCCCUCCCUGCCCAACCCCUCCAUCCAGAUCAGCGACGUGAAGAUGAGCGACGAGGGGAAGUACAUCUGCGAGUUCGCCACCUACCCCAGUGGCAACGAGCUGGGCACCACCUCCCUCAUCAUGCUAGCCAAGCCUAAGAACACGGCGGAAGCGGUGACGGCGGUCGCCGGCACCAAGCCUGCCGUGGUGGCCCGGUGCCAGUCUGCAAACGGCCGCCCGGAGGCCCUCAUCUCCUGGGUGACCACCGCCAACGGCAACGCCUCCACGGUGCCCAAGACGGGCGCUGACAACAUGGUGACGGUGGUCAGCGAGUACCUCCUGGUUCCCACCGCCGCCGACAACGGCAAAGACAUCAGCUGCGUGGUGACGCACCGCACGCUGACCAAGCCCGAGAGCUUCCCCAUGAAGCUGGCUGUGGAAUACCCGCCUAAGGUGACCAUCAUUGGCUAUGACAACAACUGGUACGUCGGUCGCACCAACGUGGUGCUCACCUGCCAGGCCAACGGCAACCCCCAGCCCCUCACGGUCAAAUGGAGGAUCCUGACGGGAGAGAUGCCCGACACAGUGGUCCUCAAGGAGGCCAAGCUCACCGUGCUGAAGGUGGACGAGGCCGUCAACACCACCUUCAUCUGCGAGGUCAAGAACCGCCUGGGCACGGGCAAGGAGCAGGUCACCGCCCUGGUCAGAGGAACCAGGCUGCCGGAGAAGGGGCCGACCACAGGCAUCAUCAUCGGGGCCAUCAUUGGGGUGAUCAUCAUCCUGGCCGCCAUCGGCUCCGGCAUCGCACUGUACCGCAGGCGUAGGAAGUCGAUGAGCGAUGGUCCACCUACAUUCCAGCCCCCUCCCCCUAAGAAGACCAACAGCUCCACAGACAGAUUGAUCACCGUCCAUGACCCAGUGGUUGAGAACAGGCCCCUGCAGGAACAGUACUACAAUACCCAGAGUGCUGAGCCAGUCACGGACCUGGACACCUACCAGGAGGAGGAAGGGGAGGCUCCCAAGGACAGGGUGCACUACUACUCCGCUGCCCCCAGUGGCUGGGAUGACCCGGAGCACAACGAGGUGCCGCCGCCCUACCUCUACACCUACGCCGACGAUCCACAGGCCGCGCCUCAGGACGGUGUCGUCAACCGCGGGGACAGCUUCGUAUCGGCUGCCAUGUUUGUGUGAGAGGAGUCAGGUGUGUGUGUGUGUGUGUGUGUGUGUGUCCAUUCACCCAUCAGAGUGAGAGGGCAUGACAUCUGGUUUAUUAAAAAGCCAAAAAGCCAUCAAUCUCUCCCUCUCGGUGUGUGUGUGUGUGUGUGUGUGUGUGUGUGUGUGUGUGUGUGUGUGUGUGUGUGUGUGUGUGUGUGUGUGUGUGUGUGUGUGUGUGUGUGUGUGUGUGUGUGUGUGUGUGUGUGUGUGUGUGUGUGUGUGCGCAUUUGGAACCAUGGGGGGAGUGUGAUGGUAAAUUCCCGAGGUUGCUAUUUUGGAUCGUAUAUUUAAGAAGUCUGUUACUUAGAGUGACACAUGCAUGCUCACCUGAGAUGUAAUUAUGAGAUUCUUGUGGUUUCAAUAAGUGGCUUGAUUUCACAUGUGCUUUGUUCCUUUAGUCCACAGAGUUCUGCUGAGCCUGCUUAACAAAGCCAUGCAAACUGUAACGAAUCUGACCACAUAUUAAAAAUGUUUUUACUAGUUAAAAUGUUUUGAGGCAUAACCUGCUGAAUUAAUGAAUGAAUUUCAUCCUGAACAUGAUCUAAAGAGUUAAAAAGCUGAUCAGGUUGCCACACAUACCUCUGGGUGUUACUUUUAUGACACCUGUGUCUGUAUGUGUGAGAGAGAUUAGUCCAGAAACUGGGGGCGAUGCCAUGUUCAACGCUAUGAUUAGGAAUGGGCCAUAUGGCAGCCAUCUUGGUUUAAACACUAGUGUUUAGCACCAAGAUGGACUCAAGAUGGACGCUAGGUGAAUGAGAACCAUGGAUUCUCCCUGCUGGGGUGACGUCUGCAAUGAUUGUUCUUCUCGUUAUCUUUCUUUUUGUUUGGUUAUGGUCUCAAACCUUUUCUUAAGCACAUUCUACCGUGAAAUUAGGGUCUUCGUGUGAAUGUAAGUAAGAGGAAAUUAAAUGAGGAGAACUCUGCUCAGCUGUACACAUGUCUAUUUUUUAUGUUUUUUUCUUUCUUCUCUAAAGCCAUAUUGGACCCAAGCCCCUACAUACAUCGACUGCUACAUCUAAUACUGUAUUUCUAAAACAGGGAAUGUCUGUUACCUUGCACUGUUUUGAUGAAAAGGGAGUACUGGUUGUUUUGAAUAUCCUUCAGAUCUAGCAGCAUACUUGAAUUGAUAAUGUAAAAUACGGUUUGUUAUAAAAUCUGCUGCUCUCGUCAUCUGGAAUUGGAGGAUUAUGCUGUUCUUUGAUGAGGAGACGGUUAAUAAUGUCCCCACCGGUAUGUUAAUUUCCCCUAGUUAGUCAGGGCUAAAUGUUUAUAUUGAUAUGGAAAUUACUGCAUCUAUUAUGAAUAACCAAUGUAUGUGCAUGCAUGUAUAUACUUUACCAAAUCACGUCUGUGUUAAAAUGAUAAGGGAUUUUUCAAUUUCUUAUUUUUAAACAAAUUUUGAUUUUAUUGUUUGUACAUUGUUCUUUUGAUUUGUUGAUGUACAAUCAUUGUCUAGUUUAAUAAAAGCAUAAACUGUGGC